AUGACGCAAAGAGGUAGGGACGAAUUUGACGACAUUCCGGAUGACGAACUUGAAGAAACAAUACUCGAAAGGCUUGAAGGUCUCAGUGAAAUGAUGCCACCAGGUCUUCGCAAGGCAAUCAGUAGUGGUCUUUCAUGGAGCGUAUGGGGUGCGAAGAACCUUUGGUAUCUGACUCGUCAAAGCAUCUGGAUUGCUGCUACGACGUCACUUAUAAUGUUCAUGCCUUAUGUUAUCGAGAAGGAACGGAGCGAUCUCGAAAAAACUCAGGCUGCCCAACAACGACAAAUGCUUCUGGGGCCGUCAGCUGCUGUUCAGGCUGCCAAACAACAUUAA
This is a messenger RNA of Angiostrongylus costaricensis, 333 nucleotides long. The record is from the annotation of a GenBank genome assembly. Lineage: Eukaryota; Metazoa; Nematoda; Chromadorea; Rhabditida; Metastrongylidae.